AUGGGUAACCCAGGAACCUUAGACAGUGAGGCUAACCCAGGUGCCUUAGACUGCAUGGGUAACCCAGGAACCUUAGACAGUGCAGCUAAUCCAGGUGCCUUAGACCACGUGGGUAACCCAGGCACCUUAAACUGCCUGGAUAACCCAGGCACCUUAGACAGUGAGGCUAACCCAGGUGCCUUAGACCGCAUGGGUAACCCAGGAACCUUAGACAGUGCAGCUAAUCCAGGUGCCUUAGACCACGUGGGUAACCCAGGCACCUUAAACUGCCUGGAUAACCCAGGUGCCUUUGACAGUGCAGGUAACCCAGGUGCCUUAGACCAUGUGGCUAACCCAGGCACCUUAGACUGUGUGGCUAACCCAGGUGCCUUAGACAGCGCAGCUGACCCAGGCACCUUAGACUGCGCAGCUAACCCAGGCUCCUUAGGCUGCAUGUCUAACCCUGGCAUCUCAGACUGUGCAGCUAAUCCAGGUGCCUUAGACAGCGCAGCUAAUCCAGGUGCCUCAGACAGCACAGCUAACCCAGGCCCCUUAGACAGCACAGCUAACCCAGGUGCCUUACACCGUGCAGCUAACCCUUGCAGUGCCUCACACUAG
Messenger RNA from Schistocerca piceifrons (Central American locust), 597 nucleotides. RefSeq names its product MARCO-like protein. Lineage: Eukaryota; Metazoa; Arthropoda; Insecta; Orthoptera; Acrididae. The transcript has a single exon. The record is from RefSeq and is a predicted model, not a curated record. Bases 1 to 597 code for a protein of 198 amino acids.